UUACAGAAUUGGCAACACUGUUGAUGCAUUUCAAUUGCAUUUGCAUUAUUGCAUUCCUGGGACGAGAAGAACGCAGCCAACUUCCGGUGACUCGGUGAUUGUGCUGUUUUCAAACAUGGAGAGGUUAUCUUUUUGAAAUAAUAUGUGGGAAAUAGGCAACCGCGGUGCAGUCGGUUUGUUAAGUGUGUUUAUCGGGUCAGUGGUCCUCUACAACGCCUGGGGACUGAUUCUCGUCCUCGCGAUUUUACUUUUUUUAGUAGUGAACACGUGUUACUCCCUCCUUGUGAACGACAGUCUUGUGUCCCCUUAUAAUUUGUUAGUAUUCCGUUUCGCGAGAAGAGUUAUACUAGACAUCAGUAGCAUCAUUGAACAAGUCAGCGUUCUUCUCACGCGGUACAUUCGUGAUUUCGUAAACGCCGGAAAACGUUACUAUCGCCAACGAUUCAACUCGAGUCACAGUUCCAACAUGAACCGUUCUCGAAGAAGCUCUUAUCAUCUCAGCAGUGAGUCACUCGUCAAAGCUAGGGAUCCAUCAUCAUCAUCGUUUUCAAGUACAAAUGUUAAUCAAUUGAGUCCAAUUCCAAAGGAAAAGUUCCAGCAAAUCGACGACUGGAACGAACAUACCAGAUACGUCGAAAGUAAUGAAUCUUUGGUAAAGUACACAUCAACACCUCUAGUCCCUUGGAGAAAGGAGAAUGUGCCGAAUGGUGAACCGCAGAAUGUCUCGAUUCGAAAUUCACCGACCAAGGUUUCACCGCUGCAAGGUCGAAAUCACACAUUGUCCCGUGAUGAGACAUUUUUCAGUCCAGAAGGAUCACCCUGGGGAACAAGCAUCAGUCCGAAAAUGCGUGCAAAAGCUGCCGGAGUCAAGACUGUUCAGACUGUAGCUGGACCACUUUUGGCAUCAACAAGAUACAAUAUUGACACUAAAGUUUAUACGGACGUGACAUCGCCAGGUUUAACUACAAGAUUAUCAAAAUAUGCCUCGGAAAUAAGCAGUAAAUUACUUCAACAACCACAAUAUGGAAUGGGCCAUUUUCCAAAAGUCAAUCUCAAUGCUUCUCCGACUCCAUUAAUAAAUACAAAAACCGCUAAAAUGCGAAUGCCAGUUACAGUUAGAAUCGCACAACCGGAAGCAAUAAGAUAUUCACCUUCGGAGAGACGCAAAAUGUUGAGCAUGACGUGCCAUUCUGAUAGUCAAAUAUCAUCUCCCAAUGUUGUUCAAGCGCUUAGAGAGAUUUCUCUAAAACGACACGCUUCCAGGGAGGACGUUACAUCCGAUUUUGUGAAAAAGCAACGCACGGAUGUUAUUUAUAGCGAUGAAUUGGAAAAUUUGGAAGAAAUGACACAGAAACGUGCUAGGGAUGAAUCUUCUAAGUCAGACGAGGAACUCUCGCCAUCUCAUUCAGGUUCAAGGCCACUGAAACGUACCAAGGGCCAGUCCUGUAAUGAUAUUUUAAAUUCAUUCAGCUCCAGUGUUCACGUCUUUUCCGGAGUUAAGAGAAAAGCCACUGAUAUAUCGCGCAGUAACACUCCAGACAUCGAGAAGCAUUUCAAGUCAUUGAAAAAAUAUCCCAGUGAAGGCUUUACCACCGUUUCGCAGGAAGCGCCAAAAUUUAUUGAACGACACACAAGUGAACCGUUGACGGUCGUUAAUGUUCCCAUGAAUUUUGAGGCGAAAUCAAAAAAAGAGGUCUUACCGAAAGAAAUUGUCAGUAUCAAUGUAUCGCAAGCUGAGGAGCAAAAUAAAUCACCAGAUGCUUGGGAAAUUAAGAGACCGACUAUUUUGAAAAAGCCGAAAUCACCCACCAGUCCAGUGAAACUGUCCGAUAAGUUGUUCAUGCGACCAGCACCGCAGAAUAAUGAUAAAUUGCGAACUAUUAUCGAGCAACAAAGUAAUGUGAAAGACAAAUUUUCCAUGGCUGACCAGGAUGAAAUUAAGAAGAUGGAUAUUGUUAAUAUGCGACAAACUAGCAUGCGAGCCAGGCUUCAGAGUAUGUUUGACGCCAUUUCCGGAAAAGGUGCAAGUAAAAUUAAUCCCGAUGUUGUUAUUCAAGCUGGAGAGGAGAAGAAUAAUGUUUGUGACCCAACAUCAACGCCUUUUACCACUUUGAGUUCAACGACAGUAACGACAAACGUCAAUACUUCCCCGAUUUCCUCGCCUGUUGUGCCAAUCCUGAAGAAAGGUGUAACUAAGAAGUCACCGAACAAACGAGUGACAUUCAAUCUCCCUAGUUCCGUAUCAUCGUCAUCUUUAUCCACAGAAAAUGUUGUCUCUAAACCUCAAGCGAUUGAAACACCAGACACUCCAGCGGUUGGUUUUUUGCCCAGUACCGCUUCUAGUGGGACUGCCUCUACUUUUACAUUGGAAACCAGUACCUCUACAAUUCCAAUAUUGGCUCCUACUUCCAAUAUCGUGGAUAGUUCGAAAGAGGAUAUUUCGUGUGCUUCUAAUUUCAUGGCAUCCAAAACAGAAAAUACGACUUCAAUAUUCUCCAGUAAAACUCCUCAAGAUUUAAAGACGAAUCUAAGUUUACCCGUCACUCAGAAUUCAGUUGUUUCUGCUCCUUCUCAAAAUGUGAAUUUUUCUUCUUUACAAAAUACGAAUCUGGCUACGUCUCAGAAUUUGAAUACCACUCAGAGUGUUACGACACCGUCUUUCACUUUUGGUGCCGUGGCGAAAUCCCCAGAACCCGCGCAAACUUUUGGUCAAAAUACAGCAGUGAAUAGUGAAAAUACCCCAAUCUCCCUUCCAAGUUCAACCUUUUCUGCACCUAAUUUCAAUUCGACAAGUACGACUUCGUUGACGCCAACUUUCUCCUUUGGAGCAAGCAAACCGAUGGAAAAUAUACCGAAAACCCAACCCACCGCACCGUUUGGAUUAGCUACCACGAGCUUUUCCUUUCCCACAAACGCGACUCCAACUUCGAGUGCUUCAAACUUGAAUAAAGUGGAGACAACAUCCACAGAAAGUAAAACGUCGACCUUCUCAUUUGGCAAUACAUCCGUCAGCAAACCGGGAUUUUCUUUUUCGACGACUACAGGCUCAGCGCCAAUUUUUGGAGCAAACAACUCAUCAUCAUCAACUUUGAUCGCUGGAAAUCCAAUAAACCCAACAACAGCUGCGCCAGCUUUCGGAUUGGCCACGAAAAGCACUCCAAGUUUCACAAGUCCUUCCUUCGGAGCAGGAAGUAAUUGCAGUUUAAACUUCGGCACUUCAAAUGCGAAUGAAGUGAAAUCUUUCGGCAUACCGACAACGACAUCAUCGUUGUUUGGUACUACAACUUCGACAACUGCAGUGUCAUUUAAAUCGAUCAACAGUCAACCAAUUUUCGGUAACGCAUCUUCCGCGACACCGAGUGCUUUCAGAACACCGAAAACAACAGCCUCGUCUAUUUUUGUGUCCAAUUCGACGCCAACUUUUGGCACAUCAACAACAAGCACUCCGAGUUUGUUCACCAACAGUAAUGUCAAUACUACAACUUCAAACUUGUUCAGUCAGGGUAAUCAAGGUGCAAAUGCAGAUUCGGCAUCGACACCAUUUGGCACCAAUGUUGCCACAAAUGUAACUUCCUCCAAUCCAAUGUUGGGAGGUACUUCCAAUAUAUUCAGUCAGACAAAACCUCCUGCUUUUGGUUCGACAUCGUCGACUUUUGCUAAUACCGGAACGUCUCUUUUUGGAACGGCUUCGACGAAUCCUGGCGGAUUUAAUGCAACGAGUCCGGGAAACAGUGCUACAUCAGCUUUUGGCAGUGCAACAUCAACGACACUGUUUGGAGCACAAAACACAGGAACAACACCUGCUGUCAGUCAAAACUCCAGUUUUGGAUUUAGUACAACAAUCGCAAACACUCCUGCUUUCGGAACGACCGCAACAUCUUCUGCAUUUGGCAGCGGUGCAAAUAACAGUUUUCAGACACAAAAUAAUAAUAAUAAUAAUAAUAAUAAUGCAAGUACAGGAAUUAGUUUCGGUGCGGGAAGUAAUAACAAUAAUACACCAUCUUUUGGAAGUAGUUCUACAACGGGUUUUGGCACGCAGGCUGGAAGUGUCUUUGGAACAAGCACACCAGGUCCGGCGUUUGGAGCUGCUGCCAAUAGUAACACUAAUGGAAAUAGCACUAAUGCAAACGCGAGUGGAGCAUUCACAUUUGGAACGAGUCAGAAUCAAACACAGCCAGGGUCAACGUUCUCCUUUGGUGGAGCGAGUACCAAUACCAGUAAUAACAAUAAUGCCGCAACUCCCUUCCAAUUUGGAUCACCUGUUGCUAAACCAGCUUCAGGUUUUAAUUUCACGGCACCUUCAGCAGGACCAAGUAUUAAUUUUGGCGCAUCAACGACAACAACUUUUAAUGCACCGGCACCAGGAACAAGUAAUUUCACAGCUCCUGCUGGUGGAAUGUUUAGUAUUGGAACGGGUUCUACUGCUCCAAGAUCGAGAACUGCACGAUCUAGAAGACAAAGAUGAUGGAGAAUGUAAAUUUAAUUUUUUAUUGUUAUUUUUUUCAUGCUGAAGCCAGUCUUUAAUUUUUUUCCUAUUUAAGUUUAGUGCCGAAAAUGCUCAAACGUAUGUUGUAUAUAAUAAUUUUUAUGUAAUUCGAAAUUAUACGCAAUGACGCAACUAAAUUCUAGUUGCUGAUUAAAUUAAUAUAUAUUGGAAUAUAUAUCAGAAAGAGGUCAGAGAGAAAGAGGAAAAGAGUAUGAUUUUUAUGUUGUAUUUUUAUCACAUAUAAACAACUCUUCUCGAAAGUUUUAAUAGUCAAACGAAUUUAUAUAUAUCCAAAACAUUUCACUAAUUAUUAAGUGAUAAAAGAAAAUUCUUUUAUAAAGAUUGUUGCUUUAAUAUUUGACUUUUAAGUGUUUUUUUCAAGUUUUUUUCUCUUUAGUAAUUUUCUUCAAUGCACGUAUCUUUCUAUUAUGAGAAUUCAUUAUUUCCUUGACACAUACAAUAUUCUGAGUACCCAAAUAAUAGUGAAUUACUUAUACGCACUUGUUACUUAAAACAAAUAUACAAUUAUUUUUUUUAUUAUUGAAAAAGAGUGUGUAAGCGUAAAUUUAAGAAUACCCUUUUUGAUUGCGAUUUUUUGCUUACAAAGAAGAAGAAAAUACUAACGAAAUAAAAAGUUGGUUUGAUAUUAGACAAUUAAAUAAAUCACAGAAUAUUACCGUGAAAUAUUAGGCAGUGAAUUCAAACAAAAACAUUAGAGAAUUAAUUUUUCUUUGUAUAAUUGUAAAUAUUGAGGCAAGAUUGUGUUUCAAUUUAUAAAAUAAAAUUGUUUUCUCCUUCAUUAGUAGUUGCGUCCUUGCGAUAUCAGCAUUUGUUUGUUAUAUUGGUUGCAAUGUAGUUAAUGGUAUUUAGUAGAAGAAAUAAACGCAUACGUUUGACGAUAAUAUCAUGUAUAGAAUUGAAUUCACCAAUUAUUUUUAGUUAAUUACAUUGAAUUUUGUUUUAUAUUUCAGAUAAGCUAUAUAAAAGAUUAAAUUUGCAGAUUCAAAUGCAAAUUAACACUGAAAUAUUGCAAAAAAAAUUAUAUGAGCAGAUGUAAAACAUCGAAAAAAAUAUAAUAGGGUAACAAAAAGCUUUCUUCUUCGGAAUGAAAAUGUGUCUUGAAUUUUCCAAUCGUGGAUUAAAAUAUUUUUCACUGCUGCGAGAUAGAAAGAGGUGGUUGUUUAUUUUUUAAAAUUGUUAACGUAAUAGAAACAAAUGUAAAUAUGUGCGAGUAUUUAGCGAAUGAAUCGUUAGUUUAAAAAGAAAAAAAACCAACGAAAAUAUGAUUGUAUAGUUGAUGAGUUACAUAUGAUUAGAUUGAAUCAAGGAAAUCGCCUGUUUCAUUCUCAAAGAGAAAACAAAGUUGUCUGAUUUUAGAAUCACGAAGAAGAAAGAAUUUAUAUGCGGCACUCUUAGAGUAUAAGUUGAAUUUCAAGACCACAUGCGAUAAAAAAUGCAUACAUUAAUUUUGUUAGUUUAAUUUGCGUAUGAUUUAUAUCAUAAAUAGAAGAAAGAAAGGGAAACUGGAAUUUACGUAAGGAAAUUUUUUCAGUUUUUCAAAGCUGUAUGAUAUUAGAAUUAAGGAAAGAGUAAUUUAGCUCCGUUUAUAUUUUGUCAGCUCGUGUGAGGAAUAAUAAUUUUUAACAUAUAUUGUAAUAUGGCGAUUAGUAAUAUAUUAUUAUUAAUAUUACAAAUGAUUAUCGUAUGUAAGCGGAGAAAUAAAUCAUAUUCUCAUAUUAA
Messenger RNA from Leptopilina boulardi, 6226 nucleotides. RefSeq names its product nuclear pore complex protein DDB_G0274915-like. Bases 143 to 4465 code for a protein of 1440 amino acids. The record is from RefSeq and is a predicted model, not a curated record. Lineage: Eukaryota; Metazoa; Arthropoda; Insecta; Hymenoptera; Figitidae. The transcript has 5 exons.